Messenger RNA from Syngnathus typhle (broad-nosed pipefish), 1796 nucleotides. RefSeq names its product serine/threonine-protein phosphatase 2A catalytic subunit beta isoform. Gene Ontology annotation, cellular component: cytosol. Lineage: Eukaryota; Metazoa; Chordata; Actinopteri; Syngnathiformes; Syngnathidae. The record is from RefSeq and is a predicted model, not a curated record. Bases 335 to 1264 code for a protein of 309 amino acids. The transcript has 8 exons. Gene Ontology annotation, biological process: mitotic cell cycle; peptidyl-serine dephosphorylation. Gene Ontology annotation, molecular function: protein serine/threonine phosphatase activity.
GUUAUUGUAGCUAGCCUUUUUAGCACAUCGGCUAGCCGCUGUCUUCUGCCGCUCCGGUCUGCCGCAACGGGGACUUUCUGACCUCUUCACAACCCCCGGCCGAUUAAAUCCAUCUCAGUCCUUCUGUAAUUCAUCCUCGGUAGUUUAUCAUGAUCAGUUUUGACCGAACGGCUCGUUAGCUGUCGGUAGAAUCGUUGAAUUUGUGACGGGUUUGGCGGGACUGGGUCAGGUUAACAAUACGGUGAGCUAAACGCUAACGCAGCUAGCGUCGAAACAGGCCUCUUUUUUUCAAGGUAGCUAACGCGGCUAGUUUAGCGGAGCUACUGCGGCUGUCAUGGAAGACAAAUCUUUUACAAAGGAGUUGGACCAAUGGAUCGAACAGCUAAACGAGUGCAAGCAGCUUUCGGAAAACCAAGUGAGGUCACUCUGUGAGAAGGCCAAGGAGAUCUUGACCAAGGAGUCCAACGUCCAGGAGGUGCGAUGCCCGGUGACUGUGUGCGGCGACGUGCACGGCCAGUUCCACGACCUGAUGGAACUCUUUAAGAUCGGCGGCAAGUCCCCUGACACCAACUACCUAUUCAUGGGCGACUACGUGGACAGAGGCUACUACUCGGUGGAGACGGUCACACUGCUUGUGACGCUAAAGGUGCGUUUCCAGGAGCGGAUCACCAUCCUGCGAGGGAACCACGAGUCCCGGCAGAUCACGCAAGUGUACGGCUUCUAUGAUGAGUGCCUGAGGAAGUACGGCAACGCCAAUGUGUGGAAGUACUUCACAGACCUGUUUGACUACCUGCCGCUCACCGCGCUGGUCGACGGACAGAUCUUCUGUCUCCAUGGAGGCUUGUCGCCCUCCAUAGACACCCUGGACCACAUACGAGCUCUGGACCGCCUGCAGGAGGUCCCUCAUGAGGGCCCCAUGUGUGACCUGCUGUGGUCGGACCCCGACGACCGCGGCGGCUGGGGCAUCUCACCCAGAGGUGCAGGCUACACCUUCGGCCAGGACAUCUCGGAAACCUUCAACCACGCUAACGGCCUGACGCUGGUGUCACGCGCCCAUCAGCUGGUCAUGGAGGGCUACAACUGGGGUCACGACAAGAACGUGGUGACCAUCUUCAGCGCGCCAAACUACUGCUACCGCUGCGGGAACCAGGCGGCCAUCAUGGAACUGGACGACACCCUCAAGUACUCUUUCCUUCAGUUUGACCCGGCCCCUCGCCGUGGCGAGCCCCACGUGACCAGACGCACUCCCGACUACUUCCUGUGAAUGUUCGGCGCCGUCCCCGUUGGUCGCCCAGUUCCUCUCCACACCCUCAUUACUGUACCGAGGAGAAAAAAAGCGAUUGGCUGAAUCCUGUUCCCGAGUUAAAGUUAGCGCCCCCUCGCCCUAUUCUCAAACCCACCACAAAUGUGUUUCCACUCUGCUGUCGUUAACGCUGUGCUACACGUGCAAAUAAGAUAUUACUUCUUUCUUUUCUGUUUCUGAAAUGUUUUUAAGACAUAAUAAAACUUCCAAGGUGGACCAAAUGUGCCAUAUUCUGAUCCUUUCCCCUGCAAUUUGUUUUAAUUUAUUUGGUUUUUAAAUCCCUGCCCAUUUGAUCACAUCUCAUCACAUGUUGCCACGUUUGUGCUUUUUUUCUGUUUGGAACAAGAAGAGGAUGCCUAAAAGAAAAGUACCAUUUGCUUUAAGUAGUCCAGCUGUGAGUUUUAGAUACAGCGCUGCUCAUCAAGUCAGCAACUAUAUUACUGUCAUUCAAGACCACAAAGCUAUCAAAUAAUAAAAUGUCCUGUUGACCUAA